Molecule: messenger RNA, 4338 nt
Organism: Hordeum vulgare subsp. vulgare (domesticated barley)
Lineage: Eukaryota; Viridiplantae; Streptophyta; Magnoliopsida; Poales; Poaceae
Exons: 14
Coding region: 409-3813 (1134 amino acids)
Biological process (GO): protein ubiquitination
Cellular component (GO): CCR4-NOT complex
Molecular function (GO): RNA binding; ubiquitin-protein transferase activity
Source: RefSeq, a predicted model, not a curated record
ACAGGAGGAGGCGAUCCAGGGAGCGAGUGGUGGUGCGCGGUGCGGCAAUCCCUUCUCCGCCCUACCCUAUGCUUUCUUUGCGUCGCCAUCUCCUUCCUUGCCUUCCUUCGUCUUCCCUUCCCUUCCCUUCCCCUCCCCAGCACAAGCCCGGCGCAGCACAUACAUACAUACAUACAUACACACACAUCGACUCAACUUCCCUCUUUCUCCACCGAAAGUCCAACCUUUUCGCUCCCAAUCCACCACCCAUCGCCCACCACCAAUCCCCCCUCCCUCCCCCGCCCCCUCUCCCUCGUUCGCUUGAUUCGAUCAGAGAGAGCCCCCGCCCCCGCCCACGCCACCAGACCUCGACCAGUCAAUCCCCUCUAGGGUUUCGCCUCUCGCGCCGCCCAAUCGGAUCCACCUCCAAUGAUGACGAUGAGCGAUGACGGAGACCGCACCUGCCCGCUCUGCGCCGAGGAGAUGGACAUCACUGACCAGCAACUCAAGCCCUGCAAAUGUGGCUACGAGAUUUGUGUCUGGUGCUGGCACCACAUCAUUGACAUGGCUGAGAAAGAGGACACAGAGGGUCGUUGCCCUGCCUGCCGCACACGCUAUGACAAGGACAGGAUUGUUAAGAUGGCUGCCACUUGUGACAGAACGGUAGCAGAUAAAAAUACAGACAAGAAGCAGAAGACCCAAAAGGUUAAGUCAAAGACACUAACUGUGGAAGCUAAGAAGCAUCUGGCCAGUGUCAGAGUUAUACAGAGAAACCUGGUCUACAUAAUUGGGCUACCUGUAAAUUUAUGCAAUGAGAGUGUACUUGAGCGCAGGGAAUACUUUGGUCAGUAUGGAAAGGUUUUGAAGGUUUCAGUUUCACGUCCUACCGGGGCUCCUUCCCAGCAGACAUCAACAAACAACGGUAUCAGCGUAUAUAUUACUUAUGCCAAAGAAGAAGAGGCCAUCCGGUGUAUUCAGGCUGUACACAAUUUUGUCUUGGAAGGGAAAGUGCUAAGAGCAUGCUUUGGCACCACGAAAUAUUGCCAUGCAUGGCUGCGGAACAUGACAUGUGGGAAUCCAGAUUGUCUCUAUUUGCAUGAUGUAGGCAGUCAGGAGGAUAGUUUCACUAAAGAUGAGAUAAUCUCAGCAUAUACCAGGAGUAGGGUUCCUCAAAUGGCGUCUAGUGUUUCCCAACGACGUGCAGGAACUGUAUUGCCUCCUCCAGCAGAGGAUUUCUCUUACAGUGCGGUGGUUUCAGCCAAACAUACAAUCAAGAAUGGGACAACUAAUACCACAGGCCAGUCAAGACUGUCACCUCCAAACAGUAGUUCAGGGAGGUCCACGCUUCCAUCAGCUACUUCAUGGGGGCAUCGUGAUUUGAACACACGGACAACUGCGACUGAGGUGGCAUCCUCGCAAUCUCUUAAUAAAUCAAAAUCAGAGGCGCAUAGUAAUUCACUUUCAAGUUCUAUAAUUUCGAAUUCAAGACUACCUUCUUCAUGGAACGAUGAUACAAGUGCAGUACUGAAAAUUACUGAAGGACGGCAAGUAUCAGAACGAGAUACUUUGUCCAAAACCUUGAAGCCAUAUAGACCUGGUAUUGCAAAGGAAACUCAAGCUGUGACAUCACUGGAGUCUUCGUUGGACAUAGACUUUUCUACAAUACCUUCAGCCUGGAAUGAUGAUGAAGUUGUAGCAUCAGAUGAGACCUCGAAAGGAAGUGAGGAAAAGCAAGUUGUAAAUGGAAAGUUUAUUCCUUCAGCAUCCUCAAAACCAAUGGAAUCGGGCCAGAUAGGGUCUAAGUCAUCAACAUCACCAAAGAAUGGCGAAGUUGUAAACAGUUCCAAGCAAAAUCUUGCAGAUUGUGUGCCACAUUCAGCAAUAUCUUGUUCUGUUCUAAAGAGGGACGAUGUUGAGAGUAGACCUGGGGACACAGAAGUCGAGAAGUUGUCUGUUGGGGUAACUUCAGUAACUUUAGAUAGCAAAGAUACAGUUCAUAGCAUGGCAGAAAACCAACAGCUGGGUGCAGUCCCCAGCACUUCCGUUGUGGUGCCUUUGAGUCAAAGUUUGAACAAGGAACAAUCUCAUUUGAAGCUUGCCGGUCUUUCAUCAUCAGAAAAUAAGGACUCCGUACUUUCUUGUCAAUCUAGUUCUGAUAAGCAUCUUGACUGGAGCUCAGAGCUGCAAAGUUGUCGUGUGGCUUCUCCUUCGAAUGACAUAUGGAAUUCUUCUGUGGCCACUGAUAAACCCCAUGCCACUGCGAACACAUCACAUAUUUCUUUGUGGAAUGAUAAAGAAAUUAACCCUACUUCGACAAGUGAUGGUAGAACUUCUGGCACCAUGCUGCAAACCAGGUUAUCUUCAACCGACAAUGCUUCUACCCUGUUGAAUGGACGUCGAGAGGGGCUAGGACCUAUGUAUACACCUGAUAUGGUUUCUGAACAUUCUGGUAUGCGAAACCACCAGCAUAGAGCACUGGAUGCAGCAAGAAAUGAUAACAUAGGCAGUUUUGGCAAUGCUGCAAGUGGAAAUAAAGACGAGGGCAGCAUAAUUUCUGAUAUAUUGUCUUUGGAGUUUGAUCCAUGGGAUGAGUCGUAUUCAACGGCGAACAAUUUUGUUAAGAUGCUUAAUGAAUCUGAAAAAAACGAUGCACUUUUCAAUGCACCUUCAUGGAAAUCAAAAGGCACCAGUAAUGAGUCUAGAUUUUCGUUUGCUAGACAGGAUAACCAACGGAACUUCCAAGAUUCAUCUUUCAGAAAUUGUGGCAGUGAUCAGAAUUUUAGCUUGCUAUCCCAGAAUUCUCAUGGCAACAGCUAUCAGAAUGGUGUUGCAUUCCAAUCGCUGGAGGAAGAUUUUUCGAAGAGCAAUCAUCUUGCUAUGUCAGACAUAGCAACUGCUGGCUCUUCAAGGUCUAAAAUAUCUGCACCUCCUGGAUUCGCGGCACCAGCUAGAGUCCCACCUCCUGGAUUUUCAUCUCAGGAUGGGUUGAAUCCCCCACCUGGAUUUUCUUUAGGAUUCUCAUCUCAGGAUAUGUUGAAUCACCCUCAUGGAUAUCCUUCUGGAUUUUCAUCUCAGGCUGGAUCUAACCCCCACCAUGGAUUUUCAUCUCAGGCUGGAUCUAAUCCCCCUCACGGAUUUUCAUCUCAGGCUGGGUCAAACCCGUCUCGUGGAUUUAAUUCUGGAUUUUCAUCCCAGGAUGGGUCUAAUAAUAUUCCUCCCGGGUUUUCUUCCUUUUCUGGUGGGUUUUCAUCCCAGAAUGGGUCUAACCAAGCGUAUGGCUCCACAUUCUCAGAAACUCGUCUACUUGACAAUCUUUUUGGUAGCCACACCAAUCAGUAUCAACCUCAGAUAUCUAGACACACGAGUGACAUAGAAUUUAUUGAUCCUGCUAUAUUGGCCGUGGGCAAAGGGCGGAUGCCAGUUGUUGGUGAUUCAGGAUUGGAUUUGAAAAACACUCCUUUUCCAGCACAAUUGCAGACAUCAAAUAAUGAUCCAAGGCUUCAACUACUUAUGCAGCAGAGCAUGCCGUCUCAUCAAAAUCUCAGAUAUACUGACCAUGUUCAAGAUGCAUUCAACCCUAUUCAGAAUGAUAAUUAUCUGGCAUCCCGACUUCUGCCACAGAACCAUGGUUCUCUAUCCCCUUAUGCACAGAUGUCACUCCAGCAACCUAGAAACUCGCAGCUUGCAAAUGGUCACUGGGAUGGCUGGAGUGAUUUGAGACAGGGGAAUAAUGUUCCCAUGUCGGACAUGUCGAGGAUGUUAUAUCCAACUGAAGCUAACAACUUUCACAUGCUGGGUUCAAAUGAUAUGUAUAACAGAACCUUUGGACUUUAAUUGUCUUUGAAGGUGAAUAUUGACCUCUCGGCGUCUAUUUUGGGCUGUGUCUUGUUCUGAAAGUAACUGGUUGCACAGUGCUUGUCUAAUGGUUGUGCUAAUGAGCUGGUACGUGAAAGUUCUACUGGAAGGCAGUUGAUGCAAAUGGGCCGACACGAUCCUGAGUUUGAACUAUAUCUUCCAAGCACAAGGUUCCUUUCUAGGCGAAGUCAAUACAUGAAACAGGUGGUCCUUGAAGUAUAUGGAAGCUGGCUUGAGAAGGGAGACACCGAUUAGCUUCUGUUCUAUUUCACCAUUGUAGCUGUGUAAAUGUUUUCUUGCCUUGGGGAAUCGAGGGACUCCUUUGUACAUGAUUUUGUAACUUGCCGCUGGUAGGUCCUGUGGUGCAUAGAAAGCUCAUGUUUUGGUGUGGGGUUUGUUGGACCAAAAACUGAAAGCAAAUGUGACAAUCAUCUAUAGCUGAGCUGACAAUUGUUUGGCAUCAAACUGAAGAAGGUUUUUGAGUAAAUUUGAUGUUUGUUAGUA